UUCUUUCACAAUAAACAGUUUGCGAAGCCGGCGCACUUGUCGUCCAUGUGUGACAGGACAUUGUGCGUUGUACCUGAUACCGGUGUUGACAACGUAGUUAUACACCGGUACUUAGGCAUGGUGUUCAUAUUCCCCGAAAUCCAUAUUGAUGGACUGCAUCAAACAGCCCACUUCAGCCUUCUACAGAUAAUGCAUGUUGCAUUGCGUGGCUUAUUUGCUUUCUGUCUUCUUCUAGACUUGGUGGUGACCCCGGAGGGUAGCGGAUGAAGGAAAGAAGCCAAUCAUCGCAGCUUUCUUUCUACGCGCUCUCCAGCCUAAUCAUCACUCUGAACAUUGUGUGGUAUUGCCGGAUGGGACGUAGGUGGCUGGUGGAUACAUGGGAGGGCCUGCCAUCCAAUCCUUCCUCCAAAGUGGGUAGUACAUAGGGGAAUGAAAGGAAACUUUCAAAAGCUAUAUAGAGCUUGCCCUUUCCCUCGGGGCCGAUGAAUUGUCGUCGAUCUCAGCACUCCCGCCAAAGCGACACCGUAUCUGUUUAAUACCCGCAUCCAUCAAUACGAACAAUAAGCAAAUAUACCUAGAAUGGCGCGCGAAAAUCCUACCGGAGUCACUGCAACUGCUCGCAAGAGUAUUAUUGUCGAGCCAGUGGAAGCUGAUUUGGAACCAUGGACGUGUUGCAGGUGUGCAGUAGUAAAUCAUGCAUGUGCUGGAGAAUGUGGCUCUUGUGGCCAUCAGUUCUGUCAAGACUGUCCACCAGGCUAUUAAGGCUUUCGUGAGUGAUGGGCUCUCUUCGGACAUAGCUGGUGGGCAUUCCUUGGUAAUCAUGUCUCUUCGUCCACCUAUCCCAUACUCUCAGUUCUAUCCUCCGGCAGUGAACACUAGGCUGUCCUAUACUUCUAUUACCUACACAGCUGCUAUCAACACUACAGAGAAAGCAGAAAAUUUGAUGACCAGAAUAUGAACAGAACUUGUCACACUGUGUGCUUAGCUUAUUAUACACAGCUAGAGAUUCCUCUAAGAGAAGGGUAAUCC
This is a messenger RNA of Coccidioides immitis RS, 1029 nucleotides long. RefSeq lists its product as uncharacterized. Bases 695 to 958 code for a protein of 87 amino acids. NCBI's taxonomy places the organism in Eukaryota, Fungi, Ascomycota, Eurotiomycetes, Onygenales, Onygenaceae. The record is from RefSeq and is a predicted model, not a curated record. The transcript is spliced from 4 exons.